UUUGCUUUAAUUUCUAACAUAUAAUGCUUCAGUCAUUUUGCAUCAGUUGUUUAACAUGCAUUCCUUGUUGCUGUUAAUACUUUUUUUUAAAGUAGAAUUAAGGACUUCAUGCUGCCAAUUUCUGGGCAUUGAUGUCUCACCAGAAACAAUCUCAGUAUGAUCUGCAUUUAGACAUCUGUAGAAAAAUUGAGAUAAACUAUGGCCAAGAUGAUUUACCUACAAAAAAUAUGCUCUGUUGAGAGCUCAAUUCUAUUUAACCAGAGCAUGUCAUACUCGAAAAUUUCUAAGAUCUGAAGGAAUUAUAUUCUGACGUUGUUGCAGGUAUGGCUAUGAUCCUCAAGAUUUUGCCAAGUAUGUGCACCAUAUCAACUGAGUCAUCUCCCUUCGAUCACAUUUCUCAAUGUUGAUAAGCCAUGAUCAAGUAGAAAGACAUUGGUGCCAAAUCCUUCAUUUCCAUUGUGCAGAUACCAAGCUUAUGAGCUCAUCCAUGGAAGGUGGGCAAUGGUUGGUGCAGCUGGCUUCAUCAUCCAAGAGGCAGGCCUUCAACAAAUUUGGUGCAAACUGUGGCCCCGAGGCUGUCUGGUACUUGAAUUAUGCUUGUUUUUGUACUCGAAACAAUCUUAAUACUAUCAUACGCAAUCAGAUUAACCCAUCUACAUUUCGUACCGAAAUCGGUGGCUUUUUGAUGUGUUUGCAGACUGGUGCUCUUCUCCUGGAUGGGAACACACCGAACUACUUUGGGAAGAACAGUCCAAUCAAUCUUGUGCUUGUUGGAGGUGCUGAAUACUACAGAAUCAUCAAUGGACUGGAUUUGGAGGACAAGCUGCACCCUGGAGGUCCAUUUGAUCCCACCGGGGCUGGCAGAUGAUCCAGACCAAGCUGCAUUGCUCAAGGUGAAGGAGAUCAAGAAGGGGCGGCUCGCGAUGG
Molecule: messenger RNA, 927 nt
Organism: Musa acuminata subsp. malaccensis (wild Malaysian banana)
Lineage: Eukaryota; Viridiplantae; Streptophyta; Magnoliopsida; Zingiberales; Musaceae
Source: RefSeq, a predicted model, not a curated record